CGGCGUUCUGUUGCAAUGAAAAAGCCUCUUUGUGUGCGCAACGUAUAUAAGACAUUUCUGCCGCAGAUUCUUCCUUUGUAAUAAUGUCGGCUGAAUAUGAUAAUAGAGACAAUGGCCCAGAGGGCAUGGAGCCAGAUGGGAUCAUUGAGAGCAACUGGAACCAGAUCGUGGACAGUUUUGAUGAGAUGAACCUGCGCGAGGCUCUUCUCAGGGGAAUUUAUGCCUAUGGUUUUGAGAAGCCUUCCGCUAUACAGCAGAGAGCCAUUAUCCCUUGUAUCAAGGGUUAUGAUGUGAUCGCUCAGGCCCAGUCUGGCACUGGGAAGACUGCCACCUUUGCCAUUUCCAUCCUCCAGCAGAUUGAUGUGGAGUUGAAAGGUACUCAGGCUCUGGUUCUGGCCCCCACCAGGGAGCUGGCUCAGCAGAUCCAGAAGGUGAUACUGGCCCUGGGUGACUACAUGGGAGCUAGUUGCUAUGCCUGUAUUGGAGGGACCAGCAUCCGCAGUGAGGUCCAGAAGCUGCAGGCUGAAGCCCCUCACAUUGUGGUGGGAACCCCUGGCCGCGUCUUCGACAUGUUGACUCGCAAAAACCUCUCUUCAAAGUACAUCAAAAUGUUUGUGCUCGACGAGGCUGACGAGAUGCUCAGUCGGGGGUUCAAGGACCAGAUCUAUGAGAUCUUCCAGAAACUGUUAAGCAGCACACAGGUUGUCCUACUCUCUGCUACCAUGCCAGCCGAUGUUUUGGAGGUCACAAAGAAAUUCAUGCGUGAACCUAUCCGAAUCCUGGUAAAGAAGGAGGAACUGACCCUUGAGGGUAUUCGCCAGUUCUACAUCAAUGUGGAGAAAGAGGAGUGGAAGCUGGACACGCUGUGCGACCUGUAUGAAACCCUGACUAUCACACAAGCUGUCAUCUUCAUUAACACGAGGAGGAAAGUGGACUGGCUCACUGAGAAAAUGCAAAGCAGAGAUUUCACUGUCUCUGCUCUGCAUGGUGACAUGGACCAGAAGGAGAGAGACUUGAUCAUGAGGGAGUUCCGCUCUGGCUCCAGUCGAGUCCUCAUCACCACUGAUCUGCUGGCCAGAGGCAUUGAUGUCCAGCAAGUGUCCCUAGUCAUCAACUACGACCUGCCAACCAACAGGGAAAACUACAUCCACAGGAUUGGUCGGGGUGGUCGUUUUGGCCGAAAGGGAGUGGCCAUCAACAUGGUGACUGAGGAUGACAAGCGAACCCUGAGGGACAUUGAGACGUUCUACAACACCACCAUCGAGGAGAUGCCCAUGAAUGUGGCCGAUCUUAUCUAGAAGAAUCCACAUGCCCAUCGUCCACCCCUACCCCCCACAUUUUAGAAGUCAAACCUUGUUUCUUACGUGAUUUGAAUUCCAAAAACUUCCUUCUGCUAAAUUCCACCUUGACUUAACCCUAUACAUUCUAAGGAAAGGAAGACUGCAGCCAUCACUCCUUCCAAACCUUUGAAAUAGCUGUUUUUUUUUUUUUUUUUUUUGUUUGGUUUUUUUGUUGGUUUUUUGGGGGGAUGUUUGGGCCGGCAUAUUUGGAAGAAUGCAUUGCUGAUCUGCUUGCCAGUUUCAUUACUCCAUGUCGGCACAUAAACUCCUCCUGCAGCUAUUUCCCUUGCCUUCAAAAGUUGAAGCAUUAAUUUGAAUAUUUCCACAUUGAUGUUUUGCAAACUGAUGACUUAACCACAAAGCAAGUUUUUAACUGAUUCCAGCAAGUUCAAAACAUAUCCUUGUUUCCAAAAGCACAUUAAAAACCAUAAAGUUGUUGGUAAAUGCUUAACAUUAAAUAAGUAACUUGACUCAAUAGGUAACAUAGAUGAUUGAAGCUUUUGUGAAAUGUGGAUGUGAUUUGUACCUUUGCGACAUCAACAUUUGCUGCAGUUCUGGUGACUGAUAGAUGUGAGUACUUAAGACUGCAGUUCAGUUUGGACUCAACAAUGCGCUAAAUAAAAUGGGAAGUGCUGCAUUUGACCAGCCAGUGUUAAAACAACUUUCAGUGUACUUCACACAGCCUCUAACACAUACAUCCAUCAUCAUGUUGAGAACAGAUUUUGGGGCUAGAGUACACAGGGCAUAUUCAAUAAAAAGACCUGUAUAGUAAAAUCCAUCAUGAAUGAGUGGUUUACCAUUUUGAUGUUUUUUGUUUUUUUUUUCCCCCCAAAAAAAAGCUAUUGUACGUAUUGCUUGGCUUAUAUCGUCAGUUACUCAGUAGCAUUCAGUUGAAGACUGACGGGUGGCUGCGGAUGUUUGGAGGCAAAACAACGGUGAGUUCUGCAGAAACCUGGCCUCUGGACCUGGACGACCUGGUUGGAUCUUCAUCCCGAACGCUGACAUUCUUUUACGUUUUAUUUUUAAAGGAAAUACUGGGUUUUUGAUAAGGUAGAGGUAACUUUUUGUAACCUACCUCAUCAAAAUGUUGGGUGGGUGGGGGUAACGUCUGAUAUUAAAGGACCAAACUACAGAUGAUUUCUUACAUAGAGGUUAUAUCCCCUCUCCAACCACCCACCCCUAAAUAUCUCUUCAUCUCUAACUCUCUCUGACUCAUUACAAUGCCUGUCAUGCUGGGGUGUGGUGUCUGGUUUAGAACAACAGUCAUGUUUUGGGGUGUAUGGUCAGUGCUAUUUUUUAAAAUGAAUUUAUGGAAUUGUUAACCUUUUUGAGACAGAAACCGUGUAUCAAGUUUUCUACAUUGGAUUCUGUAUAGUAUUUAUUUUAAUGGUCUUAAAAAAUAAAGGUUGCUCCUUUUUAACAGUGUAA
Messenger RNA from Scomber japonicus (chub mackerel), 2768 nucleotides. RefSeq names its product eukaryotic translation initiation factor 4A1A (gene eif4a1a). Gene Ontology annotation, cellular component: cytoplasmic stress granule. Lineage: Eukaryota; Metazoa; Chordata; Actinopteri; Scombriformes; Scombridae. The record is from RefSeq and is a predicted model, not a curated record. The coding region runs from base 84 to 1298 and encodes 404 amino acids. The transcript is spliced from 11 exons. Gene Ontology annotation, molecular function: ATP binding; RNA helicase activity; translation initiation factor activity. Gene Ontology annotation, biological process: cytoplasmic translational initiation.